This is a messenger RNA of Alternaria ethzedia, 1266 nucleotides long. RefSeq lists its product as uncharacterized. The record is from RefSeq and is a predicted model, not a curated record. Lineage: Eukaryota; Fungi; Ascomycota; Dothideomycetes; Pleosporales; Pleosporaceae. Gene Ontology annotation, molecular function: protein binding; RNA binding. The coding region runs from base 1 to 1266 and encodes 421 amino acids. The transcript has 6 exons.
AUGAAGAAGGUUGAAGCACCUCGCGCAAGCGCCGCUGCCACAUCAGAGACCGUCGUUGGCGUAGUCGGACCCAAGGCAAAGCGAUACACUCUACACAAGCGGCUUUUGACGCACCAUUCCGGAUAUUUUCGUCGCGUAUUCGUCAACAGGUUCAAUGAGUGUCAUCUACGCAACGCGACAGUUGAAGGCUUCGAUGUCUUCGUUGACUGGAUAUAUGAGACAAGACUGCGCCCUUCUGUUGACACGAAUGGCGAUGAGGCGCGAUGCAUGCUCAGGGCCUACCUGGUGGCAGCGGAACUGUCAGUUGGACCAUUGAAGAAGGCAUUGAUAGACUGGAUGUUUCAUUAUCUCUCAAGUCACCUUCUCAGCGCUUGGGUUGUUCAAUGGAUGUUUGAGUCUUUGCCAAACAACGACCCCUUACUUCAGCUCAUCGUUGACGCAUUCUGCAUCGGCAACGGCGUAAGAUCGAUGAGUGUCGAGUAUUUUGCUGAGAUCGAUGACCUGCCCAAGGAGUAUCUGUGUCGUAUUCUCCGGAAGCUACACCAGCUGAGCCAGCUACCAGAGAAAAACCGAGUUCUUGCACGCGAAGACUACAGCACGGUGACUUUCAACUACACCCAAAUCAUCAUGUCCGACGCCGAGGUUAUCGAACAGAAGCGCGAGGAGGAUGAGCGCCUCGAUACCGCCGAAGACCCCAACGAAGAGGAAGAGAUCUCAGCAAUGAGGCGACGCGUACAAGAGAUGGAGGAAGAAGCCCAGAAGCUACGCCAGAUGCAGAGCGAGACGGACCUAGAACGCCACGAGAUGCGCGAGAGCAAAGAAGACGUCGACGCGCGCAGUGUCUUUGUCGGUAACGUCGACUACGGCGCUUCCCCCGAAGAGAUCCAGGCACACUUCCAGAGCAUCGGAAGCAUUAACCGUGUGACCAUAUUGCUCGACAAGUUCACGGGUCAUCCUAAAGGGUAUGCGUAUGUGGAGUUCACAGAACCGCAUCUGGUCAAUGAGGCCUUGGUCCUUGACAACAGCCAGUUCCGCAGCCGGAAUCUAAAGGUCGUCCCCAAGCGAACGAACCUCCCCGGUAUGACACGAGGCGGACGCGGCGGCCGAGGCGGUCCUCGAGGCGGAUACGGCGGACGCGGCUCACCAUACGGCGGCCGUGGUGGCUACGGUGGCGGCUACGGCGGCGGCGGCGGCGCUCCACGAGGAGGCGGUUACCGUGGUGGAUACCGUGGCGGAAGAGGCGGAUCGGCAUACCGCCCAUACUAA